Molecule: messenger RNA, 1586 nt
Organism: Triticum dicoccoides
Lineage: Eukaryota; Viridiplantae; Streptophyta; Magnoliopsida; Poales; Poaceae
Exons: 12
Coding region: 28-1392 (454 amino acids)
Source: RefSeq, a predicted model, not a curated record
UUGAGGAACGACGGUUGUGGGUCCCGCAUGCCGUCCCGUCAUACGCAAGGCGUCGCUCCCCCAAUUCCUUGUUCCCCCAAAUCCCUAGCGAGGCUCUGUGCUGCAUUCGGCGCAAUGGGACGGAAGGAGAUCAUGGAGCCCGGCAUCGGCGGGCCGAAGGAGAUCUGGGACCUCGUCAGCGGCAAGCAGAUGGAGACCAUUGGCCUCGGCAGCGGCAAGCUCCAGGACUAUCCCUUGGUGAGGCGGCUCCGCAACCGGCGGCUCCUCACCUACCUCUGGCUCCAGGGCUUCGACGCCGCCUACGACAGCGUUGUGCAUGAGUCGGGUGUGCAGAUGAGCAGGCUACAUCUGCGGCAGCUGCUGAUCCGGGGCCAGUGGAGAGAGGCCAUCAAGUACAUAACGCGCUUCCUGCCGCCGGCCGUUGAUCGGGGCGUCGAGACCCGUUCCCUCCUCAUCUUCCUCCACGCGCUCUGGUCCCUGGCAAACGUCGCCGGGUGCUCAGCGGGCGGCUUCGCGAACCAGUCCGUGCACCGCGACCUCAGCUUCCUCAAGUCCAUUUGCAGUCGCAGCGCCAAGCUCGCCUCCAUCCUCCAAUACACACUCCACUCGCCGCAAUUUAGGGCGUCCCUGAACUGGAUACUGGUGAGGGAGAAGGCAUCGUUCAUUGCCGAUGACUUGGCUCUUGAGAGUCCUGAGUUGAGACGCAAGUUGCUAUUGCCCGGCGGCCCAGGUCUCCCGCAGGACUUGUUUCCCAUCAGUCCCCUUCGUCCAAGGCGCCACUGGACGCAACAAUUCCCGCGGCCAAAGCCGGAGGCUAUUGCCAAGUGCUAUCUCAAGAGGAGGAGGAGCCUGCCCUCUGCAAGCCCACUUUAUGGAUUGCCCGAUAAUGCAGUCAGCCGGGUGUCAGAUCUUAUUGAGGGGUGUUUAAAAGCCGGUAAACUUCCGGAGCUCCAUCGAGGGAACCCACUUCAAUCAAAUGCAAAGGAAGGUGCUUCUGGGACUUCACUUCUGCAGACCAUGUUUGGUACUGUGACAAGUUCUUCUGAAAACACUGGGACCUCAUCAGUGACAAAUGCAGGUGCUCCAACUUCCAUAGGUCAGCCCUGUCCUUGGUGCUCAUCGGUUGCAAAUUCAGGUGCUGCGGUCUCACAGCCUAUUAAAAUCCCUUGGAUCACAUCUGCCACAAAUGCAGCCCCUAUCAAGUGUUUGAGACAAGAUGGUUGGUGUACCAACAGUGCUACUCAAGGUUCUGCUGGAAGAGGAAAGAAUUCAGGAGAAGAUUUGAUGACUUUUGAGGAAGAUGGUCCUGAUAGGAAAAGGCAACGGACGAAACUGGAGUUGGUGACUGAAGUGGAAGCUAGAUCUUGCAGCGCCAACUUGACGGCUUACUGAGCGGGCACUCCAUGGAGUCGAUUUGCUGCCAGAUUGUGUUGGAGCAUCGAGCUGUAUUAUGUUAUCGACUUGAUGAGACUUGCAAGUCUCCUAGCUAGAAUUACUUUUAGUAGCGUUAUGUUAUCACCUGUGACAUUGCAAGUUUGCAACUGUGUUUCCAAGUGCUUGCUGUCCUGUGUUACGUUUUAAGUGGA